Messenger RNA from Batrachochytrium dendrobatidis JAM81, 927 nucleotides. RefSeq lists its product as uncharacterized. The transcript is spliced from 2 exons. The record is from RefSeq and is a predicted model, not a curated record. The coding region runs from base 1 to 927 and encodes 308 amino acids. NCBI's taxonomy places the organism in Eukaryota, Fungi, Chytridiomycota, Chytridiomycetes, Rhizophydiales.
AUGUAUUUUUGUACUCCUAGUGUUCCAUUUUACCUGAAUAUAGCCGUGACAUUAUUUGACAGCUGGAUGCAUAUUGCUGGGAUUAGUUUAUGGGCGAUUGCUACGGCAGUUUCAACAAACGCAUUAGUGAUCCAAGUGACACCAGCCAAACAAUCAGAAUCUGUUUAUGCUAAACCACCAGCCAUUGAUAAUGAUAUGACUGUCAUAAUCAAACAGCUGGAUAAUGAUUUAGAAAAACCUAGCCUUCAUUAUUUAACUCGAGAGUCGGUAAUACCAUUUGCAAUACGUCCAUCCCGUCGAUUGUAUAAAAGGAGUCCGACUCAUACUGGAGGUGGAGCGACUAAGCAUCACUCGGCUACACAUGAACACAGUAACUCUCAUAUUAAUGCAGUUCAGGAUUCUGAAGAUCAUCACCACUCGUCAAAUGAUUCUGAAGAUCAUCGUCACUCGUCAAAUGAUUCUCAAAAUCAACAUUCAAACCAGCAACCACUGAAUCCGCCAAUGAACCAAACCCCUCUAACCCCUCCUAGUCCUCCUAACCCUCCUAGUCCUCCUAGUCCUCAAAUUCCGACUUCUAUAAAAAUGACCAAAUCGACAAUGGAUAUAUUAAAAGAAUCUACAAUCGAUGCGGUAGUUCACCGCGUGGUUGGUGAACGACAUGUUGGUGAAAGUAGUGACAAACAGUCUAGCGAUACUCCACCUGCUAAAAGCAGCAACACUCCAACUGCUCAACAUAAUGAUGAUGACGGGAACGCAACUCCAGGCGACAAGAAUGAAAAUUUAAAGAAUAACGAUGAUGGCGAUGGAAAUACAACUCCAAGCGAUAACGAUACGACUUUAAAGAAUAUCGAUGAUGCUGAUGGAAAUAUAAUUCCAGACAAUAACGAUAUGACUUUAAAAAAUAUUGAUGACAGCAAUGGCAUGUAA